AUGGGCAACAAUCCUUCCAAGGGCCCGGCCGGAGACGCCCAAACCCCCUCGGGUCACUCGGGCCUAACGGCACCCGCGAGUGACAAAAGGGUACAUCGUCGACCUUCGGUCAAUGCCUCAUCGGGUACCACUAAGGCUUCCGCAGCCGAUCCUCCGGCCACCAGAGAGACCGCAAAGGGUUAUCCAACAUCGCAAAGCCACCAUUCGGUUCAACAACGCCUACAAUCCCGCAAUGUCGCCGACUCCGCAGCAAGAACCGAAGAUCGUCCGACUCCCAAAAAAGCAGACCUUCGCGAUGGUGACAUCCCUUCGCCUGACCCUUCUAACCCAGUACAAGUUCCUGUUUCUCGAGCCACUGCUAGAGACGACCCCAUGGCGCCCUCUGGGGCGCCGCCAAAUGUAUAUUACAGCGCCUCCGUUCAUCUCCAGCGCCCUCCGCGAAUGCCGCUACCCAUUGGCGAUGCUACAGCUGUUGGUCGAGAAGAUGUUUAUAUGGAGUCGCUGCCCGUCGACCAGCUUUUGGACGAACAUAUUGAGCAAAGGCACCCGAGUCAAGGAAGCACCACUGUGGAGGAUGAUGAGAUAUUGGACGAGCUUCAGCCUUUUACGCCUAGCGGAGUGGGAAGGGCAGUGCCGACUACCAUUGAGUGGACCGGGCCUGGAGACAAGGUCUAUGUAACUGGAACAUUCGUGAAUUGGGAGAAGAAGUUCCGUCUACACAGAAGCAGUGAGAACAACCCAGGCGUUAUGUCAGCUAGAUUAAACCUCCGUCCGGGUACCCAUCAUCUUAAAUUUAUUGUCGACAACGAAAUGCGGGCUUCUGAUACUCUUCCGACGGCGGUGGACUUCACGAACCACUUGGUCAACUAUAUCGAGAUCAGUGCCGAUGACAUUAAUCGGGGGCGGAGAGAGAGCGACAAGGGCUCGGUUCCCCCGGGUAUUCGUCCGCCUCAGGUCCUACCUGACCCUGCCACUCCCGAUCAGGAGGGUGGUUCCACCGUGGAUGAUCAAUCUGAUAAAGAAGAGCCAGAGGAGGAGAUACCUCUUGGUGAUUUCCGCGGUAUUAUUCCCCAGUUUCUUCUCGACCUGGACAAAGAAGAGGAAGCGCCCGAGUAUCAGCAAGCUGUCAAUAUCGUGGGGGAUGCUCCAACGCCACCAAGUCUACCACUCUUCCUCGGGAAGUCCAUCCUGAACGGCACUACACCGAUGAAGGAUGAUAGCAGUGUAUUGAACUAUCCCAACCACACGGUGCUAAACCAUCUUGCUACCAGCAGCAUCAAGAACGGUGUUUUGGCCACUAGUGUGACAACUAGGUACAAGCGAAAGUAUGUGACGACAAUUUUGUACAAGCCUACAGGAGAUAUCUCGGAGUAA
This is a messenger RNA of Aspergillus aculeatinus CBS 121060, 1374 nucleotides long. RefSeq names its product putative Snf1 kinase complex beta-subunit Gal83. Gene Ontology annotation, molecular function: protein kinase binding. The record is from RefSeq and is a predicted model, not a curated record. Gene Ontology annotation, biological process: signal transduction. The transcript is spliced from 3 exons. Gene Ontology annotation, cellular component: nucleotide-activated protein kinase complex; cytoplasm; nucleus. Bases 1 to 1374 code for a protein of 457 amino acids. NCBI's taxonomy places the organism in Eukaryota, Fungi, Ascomycota, Eurotiomycetes, Eurotiales, Aspergillaceae.